AUGGCUGCAGAGAACCGCGUGGAAAGUCUCCAGGAGGAAGUUACAUGUCCCGUCUGUCUGGAGUAUUUCACAGAACCUGUCACUCUGAAGUGUGGGCACAAUUUCUGCCGAGCCUGCAUCGGCCAGUGCUGGGAGGGAUCCGACACAGCUGCCUCCUGCCCUCAGUGCAGAGAAACUGUGCAACAGAGAAACCUCAGGCCAAACAGGCAGCUGGCAAAUGUCCUAGAAAUAGCCAAACGGCUGAGUUUACAGGCAGCAAAAGGAGCAGGAGGGGACUGGGUGUGUGGGGAACACCAGGAGGCUUUGAAACUGUUCUGUGAAGAGGAUGAAACCCCCAUCUGUGUGAUCUGCAGAGAGUCCCGGGUUCAUUGCGCUCACACAGUGGUUCCCAUACAGGAAGCUGCCCAGGAGUACAAGAAAAAAAUUCAGGCCCAUUUGAAGGCUCUGAGGGAAGAGAGAGAAAAGCUGCUGGGAUUUAAAGUGACUGGAGAGGGGAAACGCCAGGAGUAUCUGGUAGUGAAUGUGACUCUGGAUCCUGACACGGCUCAUCCCCGACUUGCCAUGUCUGAGGAUCGGAAAAGUGUGAGAUGGGGAGACACAUGGCAGGAUCUGCCCGACAACCCUGAGAGAUUUGACUUGGAUACCUGUGUGCUGGGCUGUGAGGGAUUCACCUCGGGGAAACAUUGCUGGGAGGUGGUGGUGGGGGUUGGGCGAUUCUGGGCUGUGGGGGUGGCCAGAGAGUCUGUGAGGAGGAAGGGAGGGAUCAGCCUCAGCCCUGAUGAGGGGAUCUGGGCUGUGGAGCGGUGGAGGGAUCAGUUCCAGGCUCUCACCUCCCCUGAGAUCCCCCUGCCCCUGAGCCAGAUCCCCAGCAGGAUCCGGGUUUGUCUGGACUGUGACCGGGGGCAGGUGACAUUUAUCGAUGCUGGUGAUGAGGCCCCGAUCUUCACUUUCCCGCCAGGCUCCAUCCCUAGGGAGAGAAUCCGACCCUGGCUCUGGGUGGGCGUGGAAAGCACAGGUGACCACGCAGAGCUCAUCAGCACAGGGGGGGCCGCCACCACUAUCCCACCCCUGACCGUGGAUUCCGAGGGGGAUGUACUCUCAGCCAUGCCUGAAGAUUUUGCGGACAGGGAAGAGGAGGAAGAGGAGGAGGAGGAGGAGCUUGCGGAAAGCACAGAGCACUCCGUUCUCCCCAACAGCCAGGAUCUUUUUCUCAGCCUGAUUGAAGUACCCUCCCAAGGCGAGAUUGUGGAGCACACAGCAAGCAGCAAUAACAAUGGGAAUAUUGGUUUGGCUGAGGUCUAA
This is a messenger RNA of Emys orbicularis (European pond turtle), 1302 nucleotides long. RefSeq names its product E3 ubiquitin-protein ligase TRIM39-like. Gene Ontology annotation, biological process: protein ubiquitination. NCBI's taxonomy places the organism in Eukaryota, Metazoa, Chordata, Testudines, Emydidae. Gene Ontology annotation, molecular function: ubiquitin protein ligase activity; zinc ion binding; protein binding. Bases 1 to 1302 code for a protein of 433 amino acids. The transcript is spliced from 6 exons. Gene Ontology annotation, cellular component: cytoplasm. The record is from RefSeq and is a predicted model, not a curated record.